UGUGUUCUUGCUGUGUAAAAAUAAAAAUGGGGGCAUAUAUUUGCCCAUUACUGCUCGACAAUUUUUUUUCUUCCAUUUUUUUUUUCUUCAAUUUUUCUUCCAUUUUUCAUUUCUCUCUUCAUUUUUUUUCUACUUCCCUCAACCCCCAAAAAUGUGCGUACUAUUCGUCGAGAACCUCCAAAAAAGGUCAACCUUCCCCUCAAUAUCCGCUGGUCAGUGACGAGGAACUGUCUGCAUAUUUUUUAAUUCUCGCGAUUUUUAUUGUCCGCACCCGAGGGAAUCGAUUUUGGAAGGAAUAUUGUAGUUGGACUUUUAAAAAAAAUAAGAAUAAGGGAAGAAAAUGA
Molecule: messenger RNA, 344 nt
Organism: Meloidogyne enterolobii
Lineage: Eukaryota; Metazoa; Nematoda; Chromadorea; Rhabditida; Meloidogynidae
Source: the annotation of a GenBank genome assembly